Messenger RNA from Culicoides brevitarsis, 2718 nucleotides. RefSeq names its product phospholipase A-2-activating protein (gene Plap). NCBI's taxonomy places the organism in Eukaryota, Metazoa, Arthropoda, Insecta, Diptera, Ceratopogonidae. The record is from RefSeq and is a predicted model, not a curated record. Gene Ontology annotation, molecular function: ubiquitin binding. The transcript has 4 exons. Bases 211 to 2601 code for a protein of 796 amino acids. Gene Ontology annotation, biological process: ubiquitin recycling; proteasome-mediated ubiquitin-dependent protein catabolic process. Gene Ontology annotation, cellular component: nucleus; cytoplasm.
UUUUCGUGAUUUUUACGAGAAUUUACCCGGAAAACCUCGAAUUCUCAAGGAAUUUAAAUCAAAAAUUGCCUUAAAAUCAAUUUUUCAUAAGAAAUUGUACAAAAAUAUUAAAAAACCGAUAGAUUUCAAGAGAAUUUCAGGUCUUCGUGAAUUUUUGCUGCAUCAUUUUUGACUUUUUUAACGAGUUGUUGUUGUACGAGCGCGGUAAAGAUGAGCCUCAAUGAGUACAAGCUGAGUUGCGAGCUGGCAGGACAUUCUUUGGAUGUAAGAGCUGUCACGGAAGGACCUGACGGGACAAUUAUUUCCGGUUCGCGUGAUAAAACGGCGAAAAUUUGGAAGCCAGAGGGGAAUGGAUUCACAGAAAUUCUCACGAUGAAAGACCAUUCGAACUUUGUGGGAGCGGUUUGUGUUGUAAAUGAUAAGAAUUGGAUCUGUACCGGCAGCAAUGACAGCACAAUUUGCAUCUAUCAGUUCAACACGGUAAAGCCCUUUAUGACGCUCAAAGGUCACACGGGCACCGUUUGUUCGAUCGCCAAUGCCAACAAAGAAGGUCAAAUUCUCUCCGGAAGUUGGGAUAAAACUGCCAAAUUAUGGACCAUCAACGACACCGGCUUCACUUGUGUCACCUUUGAAGGGCACGAAGCGGCGGUUUGGGCAGUUUGCACGUUAAAAUCCGGCAAAUACGCGACGGGAAGUGCCGAUAAAUUCAUCCGUUUGUGGGAUUCGAAGGGACAAAAACUCGUCGUGCUCAAAGGACACACGGAUUGUGUGCGGGGAUUAGCCCCCCUUGCUGACGGAGGACUGCUAAGUUGCUCAAAUGACGGCACAAUUCGACGUUGGAACGAUUCCUGGGAGUGCGUUAAUGAAUUUCACGGACAUAGUAACUACAUUUAUACAAUUUCCAUCAUGGAUGAAGACACUUUUGUGACAGGAGGCGAAGACAGUACAAUCCGAAUGUGGAGCGUUUCGCAGGGAAAAUCGCUUGGAGAUGAGAUUCAAUUGCCCGCACAGAGCGUAUGGACUGUUACUUGCAUGAAAAACUCGGAUAUCGUCGUUGGAACGAGCGACGGAAUGAUUCGCGUUUUCACAAAAACCCCCGAUCGAGUCGCUUCUGAACAAAUUCUCGCUAGUUUUACGCUCGCGGUACAGACAAGAAUUGCUGAAAGUAGCAAAGAGUUAGGAGGAGUGAAAGUUAAUGACUUACCGGGGCCUGAAGCGUUGUUGCAAGACGGCACACAAGAAGCCCAAACGAAGCUCAUAAGACAACCAAACGGGAAAAUUUUGUGUUAUCAAUGGUUGGCGGGCAAAUGGGAGUGUUUGGGAGAUGUUACAGGGGCUUCGGGUGGCUCGCAAAAGACAUCGGGCAAAACGUUGUUCGAAGGGAAGGAAUAUGAUUACGUUUUUACAGUUGAUAUUCAAGAAGGAGCGCCGCCAAUUAAGCUUCCGUAUAAUUUGGGCGAAGAUCCGUGGGUUGUAGCGCAGAAAUUUAUCCACAAACAUGAACUGCCUCAAGUUUAUUUGGAUCAAGUUGCGAAUUUUAUUGUGCAAAAUUCGGAAAGUGUUCCUGUGAUUGGAUCUGGAGGCUACGCUGAUCCCUUUACGGGCGAAGGACGUUACGUGCCAGGAGCAGGAAACGAUUUUCAAGUCACUGCAGCAAAUGCUGAUCCAUUCACAGGCGGUUCGAGUUACACGACGACAACAAAUGGCUCUUCAGCUCCCGUUAUUCCAAUGGAUACAGGAGCAAAUUUCGAUCCGUUCACAGGAACUUCGAGCUAUACUUCGUCAAAUGGCAGAAAAUAUCGCGGCAUCAAACAUUAUCCGAACAAAGAUUAUCAUACACUCGCAACUUAUGACGCUGCCAAAAUUUUACUGAAAUUACAGGAAUUCAACAUUAAAAGCGGCGGCGAACAACAAUUCUCAAAAGAACUCUUGGAAAAUGUCGUCGCAAUCGCUGGAACCACAAACGCUGACGAUAUUACCGACGAAACGGAACGAACUCUCAAAAAAAUGUACAGCUGGCCUCAAGAUUGUCUCUUCCCCGUGCUCGAUGUCAUCCGUUUAGCAAUUCGCACGGAGCAAGUUUGCUCAAAAAUUGUCAAUUUCGAGUUAUUAACGAUCAUCAUUGAGAAUUUAGAAGCUGGAUCUCCCGCCGCAAAUCGUAUCAUGGCAAUUCGUUGUUUGAGCAACAUGAUAACGCAUCGCUGGGGUCGUUGCAUGAUCGAUGCAAAGUUCGAGGGCAUCAUGAACGGGGUGAGAGGCGUCAAAAGUGGCAAUGUCGCCGUGCAAAAUGCCCUUUCCGUGCUCUUUUUGAACCUCUCGAUUGCUCAACUCGAUGUCGCCGUGAGCGAAAAUUGCAAGAAAAUCGCCGAAUGUGUUGUCGAUGCCUUGAUGUGGGUCACGGAAGUUGAUGCGAUUUUCAGAAUGUAUCAAGCCAUCGGAAAUAUGACGGAAACGGCAUACAAGAAAGUCGUUCUCGAGGUUGUCACGUCGAUGGAAAUUGUUGUUGAGAAGAUGAAGGGACAUGCGGAGGGACGAGAUACCGAUAAUUAUGAACGUUUGCGAGAAAUUGCCUCAGAUCUCUAUGAAAUGGUUAAACAAUAAUAAUUAUUAUAUUUAAAUUAGGUAUUCGCUUUUUUAAGAUAUUCGUACUGUUCAGUAAAAAUUAAAUAAAGAACUUUUUCACGAGAAAAUUUUAAAGACAGAAAAUAAAAUUCAAAU